Molecule: messenger RNA, 1081 nt
Organism: Dendroctonus ponderosae (mountain pine beetle)
Lineage: Eukaryota; Metazoa; Arthropoda; Insecta; Coleoptera; Curculionidae
Product: protein takeout
Exons: 4
Coding region: 259-1008 (249 amino acids)
Source: RefSeq, a predicted model, not a curated record
UAUAUUAUUAUGUAUAUGAUCGCCAGGAUGGUGGCAUAUUGUCAAUACCAUCUUUCAAGGUCCGGUUUGCUCGUGCAUUCUGCAUGAAAUGUUGAUAAUUUUGCGUGUACAGCAAAUUAAACUAAGAAAAAAUUGGUGUUAAUGUAUUGCGUGGUUGUCGGUCAGUUUUAAUGUGUGAAAAAUAGCGUUAAGAAGGUUUCGCUUAGCUAAUUUUAGGUAAUAGUUUGUAUAAUUUGGUGGUGGCCAUCAGAAAGGAAGAUGGUUCUUUUGCUGCUUCAACUCGCCGUUCUAUUGUGCGCUGUUAGAGGUGAAAUACCAAACUAUAUAAAAGUGUGCCAAAAAACCGAUCCAAACUUAUCGCAAUGCAUCAUCGACUCCAUCGAAUAUUUACGCCCAAAGCUCAAAGAGGGAAUACCGGAACUAAACGUGCCCUCAAUUGAGCCUUUGCCUCUGAACGAAAUUCGACUGAAAAGUGGCCCCAAUCAGGCCCAGAUCAACGCUAAUAUAACUAACUUGCUGGUACAUGGCCCAUCCUCUUUCAAGAUCAUCGACUUAAAGCCUGAUCUUGAAAGAACCAGAUUUCUGGUCCAGUUCACUAUUCCGACUCUUUAUUUCGAAGGCGACUAUGACAUCGAUAUGAACGUUUUGAUUUUGAAAUACAAAGGAAAAGGCCCAAUCCAAGGCAAUUUCACAAACUAUGUGUUCAAUUGCCUGUUUAAAGGCGACAAAGUCCAGAGAAACAACCAAACCUACCUUCAUUUCAGGAAGUUCACCAUAACACUAUUCACGGGCAAAAGCCAUCUGCAUCUUGGCAAUUUGUUUGGGGAAAAUGGGGCGAUUUUGAGUGAAGCCACCAACACGUUAAUCCAAGAAAACAGCGAGUUGUUUAUUGAUGAAAUACGGCCUGUUUUAGAAGAGUCAUUGGCCCAGAAGUUUACCACGAUAGCAAAUAGUAUUACAAGCCGGUUUUCCUUUGAUGAACUGUUUCCAGAUUCAAAGAGCAUUUAGUUUUUUUAUAUAAAAAACUUGUAUACAAAAUUAUUAUCAGAUCGCAGAAAACAAUAAAGUUUUCGCGAUAAAA